Phragmites australis (common reed) is the source of this 1441-nucleotide messenger RNA. RefSeq names its product jasmonate-induced oxygenase 4-like. Lineage: Eukaryota; Viridiplantae; Streptophyta; Magnoliopsida; Poales; Poaceae. Bases 72 to 1226 code for a protein of 384 amino acids. The record is from RefSeq and is a predicted model, not a curated record. The transcript has 3 exons.
UGAAAUCGUAGCUAUAAGUGAAACACUACUAGAGCAAGAGCAUCCCAACAACAGAGACAGAGAGAUAGCUCAUGGAAGGUGCUGGUGCAGGGUGGCCGGAGCCGGUGGUGCGGGUGCAGUCGCUGUCGGAGAGCGGCGCCGCCACCAUCCCGGAGCGCUACGUCAAGCCGGAGGCGGAGCGCCCGGCGUUGGCGGCGACCGAGGCGGCGGAGGGAGGACGAAUCGAAGGCAUCCCUGUGGUGGACCUGUCCUCGCCGUGCGAUCCGGCGACGGCGCGGGCCGUGUCGGAGGCGUGCCGCGAGUGGGGCUUCUUCCAGGCAGUGAACCACGGCGUGCCGCGCGAGCUCCUCCGCCGCGCGCGCGGGGUGUGGCGCGGGUUCUUCCACCAGCCCAUGGAGGUGAAGCAGCGGUACGCCAACUCGCCGGCGACGUACGAGGGGUACGGCAGCCGGCUCGGCGUGGAGAAGGGCGCCGUCCUCGACUGGGGCGACUAUUACUUCGUCCACGUCCGCCCGCCCCACCUCCUCAACCCUGACAAGUGGCCCCACCUCCCUCCCGAACUACGGGAGACGACGGAGCAGUACAGCCGGGAGGUGGCAGCGCUGUGCGAGCGGCUGAUGGCGGCGAUGUCGGCGGGGCUGGGCGUCGGGGAGUCGCGGCUGCAGGAGGCGUUCGGCGGCGCGGAGGGGGCCGGGGUGUGCGUGCGGGUGAACUACUACCCGCAGUGCCCGCAGCCGGAGCUGACGCUGGGCCUGUCCUCGCACUCGGACCCCGGCGGCAUGACCGUGCUCCUCGCCGACGACCGCGUCAGGGGCCUCCAGGUGCGCCGCCGCGGCGCAUGGGUCACCGUCGACCCCAUCCCCGACGCCUUCAUCGUCAACGUCGGCGACCAAAUCCAGGAUGAUGAUCGGCUGAGUGUACAUGCACUUGUGUUGAUAUGUACACAGGUGCUGACGAAUGCGACGUACCGGAGCGUGGAGCACCGCGUGGUGGCGAACGCCGACCAGGAGCGGCUGUCGGUGGCGCUCUUCUACAACCCCAAGAGCGACCUCCCGCUGGCGCCCAUGCCGGAGCUCGUCUCGCCGGAGCGGCCGCCGGUGUACAAGCCCAUGACCUUCGACGAGUACCGCCUCUACAUCCGCCGCAAGGGGCCCCAGGGCAAGAACCAGGUCAACUCCCUCAAAGCCACCGCCGUCGUCAAGCCGGCCGUCUCCAUGGGUGCUUAGCUUCAUUAGCUUCUCCUAAUAAGAUAAUUGUUAGAUUAGUUUAGCGUAGGGGCAGGGAGAAACAAAUUAACAUUAAUGGGUACGUAAUUGUUGAUUAAUUUGACUACGUGUAUCUUUGUUACGUAGAUACGGAGAGUAAACUCUUGUACGGUUGUAUUCAAGUUAUAUCACUUGAUGUAACAUCAAGAGUUAAUAAAUCUUUUAUUUUCUAAAAA